Molecule: messenger RNA, 3922 nt
Organism: Hippopotamus amphibius kiboko
Lineage: Eukaryota; Metazoa; Chordata; Mammalia; Artiodactyla; Hippopotamidae
Gene: SHPK
Product: sedoheptulokinase
Exons: 7
Coding region: 302-1675 (457 amino acids)
Biological process (GO): cellular response to lipopolysaccharide; carbohydrate metabolic process
Cellular component (GO): cytosol
Molecular function (GO): sedoheptulokinase activity
Source: RefSeq, a predicted model, not a curated record
AAACUGCUCUCGCGCAUAUGGGGCGAUCUCAGGCCACCUUCUCAUUCUUGCGGCUCUCUGCUCCUCGCCUCUGCAGGUGUCCUCAGAUUCAGGAUUCAGUUUGUUCCCUAGGGCGGGUGUCUGGGUUUUCCUUGAGAAAUCAGAUGCAGAAUCCGGCAUAACCUGCCCCUCUCUCGUCCCGCAGGAGUGGCUUGUGGGUGGAGGAGCUCAAACACUUGAACAGCAAAAGUCCCUUGGCCCCAAAGGCUGAGACACCUUGGAGGAAAGACAUCAAGACAGAUAGACAUUGAGAGAUACCUCAAUGAAAACGUUAGAAAAAGUUCAGAUUGAUAAUUCUACACGAAAAUUAGUGUCUUGUGAAAGCUACAAGACAGAAAUGAAGAGUUUCACCACAAUGGGCUCAGUGGGGCAAGAGCAGGAUGUGAGGAGAAUCAUCCAGGCCCUCCACGAGUGCCUUGCUGCCCUUCCCCGGCAGCAGCUCCGCAAGGUCUGCGGCAUCGGAGUGUCGGGACAGAUGCACGGAGUCAUGUUUUGGAAAACAGGCCAAGGCUGUGAAUGGACAGGGGGAGGGGCCACACCUGUGUUCGAGCCCAGAGCCGUGAGCCACCUGGUCACGUGGCAGGAUGGCCGGUGUAGCAGCAAGUUCCUGGCUUCUCUGCCCCAGCCAGAGUCUCAUCUCAGCGUGGCCACGGGGUUUGGCUGUGCAACCAUCUUCUGGCUUUUGAAAAAUAGCCCAGAGUUCCUGAAGUCCUACGAUGCAGCAGGCACCAUCCAUGACUAUGUGGUUGCCAUGCUGUGUGGCUUGACAAGACCCCUGAUGUCCGACCAGAAUGCUGCUAGCUGGGGAUAUUUCAACACCAGGAGCCAAAGCUGGAACUUGGAGAUACUGAGGGCCGCGGGCUUUCCCAUCCACCUGCUCCCGGACAUUGCCGAGCCCGGCAGCAUGGCAGGCAGAACGUCCCAGGCCUGGUUUGAGAUCCCAAAGGGGACCCAGGUGGGCGUGGCCUUGGGUGAUUUGCAGGCCUCUGUCUAUUCCUGUAUGGCCCGAAGGACAGAUGCAGUUCUCAACAUCAGCACCUCAGUUCAGCUGGUAGCCUCCAUGCCUUCAGGAUUCCAGCCGGCACAGACUCCAGACCCUGCGGCUCCCGUCGCCUACUUCCCGUACUUCGACAGGACCUACCUGGCGGUGGCAGCAUCACUCAACGGGGGCAACGUGCUGGCCACGUUCGUCCACAUGCUGCUCCAGUGGAUGGUGGAUCUAGGCCUGGAGGUUGAAGAGUCCACGGUGUACUCACGCAUGAUCCAGGCUGCUGCGCAGCAGAGAGACACCUGCCUAACCAUCACCCCAACAGUGCUGGGCGAGAGGCACCUGCCGGACCAGCUGGCCUCAGUGACCAGAAUCUCCUCCUCUGACCUCUCUCUGGGGCACGUGACCCGGGCCCUGUGCAGAGGCAUCAUUCAGAACCUGCACUCAAUGCUUCCGUUUCACCAGCUCCAAGAGUGGGGCGUGGAGCGGGUGAUUGGCAGUGGGAGUGCGCUGUCCAGGAACGAGGUGCUGAAGCAGGAGGUCCAGAGGGCUUUCCCUUUGCCAGUGUCCUAUGGGCAGGAUGUAGAUGCAGCUGUGGGGGCAGCUCUGGUCGUGCUCCAGAGAAACCUCAACCAGCAGGAGUCUUAGCACACUUCUUAGCCAAAGGACUGCUGCAAAUUUUAUCUAAUUAACGUUCCUGACCUUCUCUUGAGGUCUUUCCUUUCCUGGACUGCUCUGUGGGGAGCUUUUGAGUAAUGCUUGUUCUCAAGGCAUCAUUUUGACCAAGAACCAGUCUUCAGGGCACACUCUAAUAAUGCAGCCGGGAGUCAUCAGCCAGAUCCCAAAUCAGUGCCUUCUGACAGAGAGUGGCCUGAGAGCUGCUUGCAAAUGUAGAUGUGGGAGGAAGAGAAGGGUGGGGAGAGAGAGAGGGAGGGGGGAGGAGAGAGGGAGAGGGAGGGGGAGGGAAAGGAACAGCAUCCUAACAUCCUGGUCAGCAGAGUCUCUUGUGAUUCAUCUCUAGACAAAAAAAAUAAAUGUGGGCUUCAGACACCAAAAAAGUCUGAUGGCUGUGGGCUCCAACCAAAAACAGAAGACCCACCCGCAUCCUAUGUCCAACUUUUGCAUCGAAUGCUUUUAAGGACAUAAAGCCCAGACUUGGGUCACAUGCACUGUUGGAAAAGUCUUCCCUACUGGAUUGUACCAUGUGACCCUAGGCCCCUUUCCCAAUCUUGUUCUUCUCUGGCCACAGCUGAUUAGCUGGGGCAGGAGGCGACCCGAGGACAGUGAUGCAGGCUGGCUGAGAUGAGGAUGCAGGGGUCUGUGCUGACCUUCUCACCAUGUACUUCCCCUCCAAGAGGAGCCUGCUGCACUGGGGCUGCCCCAGAUCCUCACAGCAGAGCUGGCUUGAUAGCACGAAACAGGGAAGGAAAGGUGGAUGGUGUGAGCAGCAAGAGAGCCAGAAUGCUGCAUAGCCCCGCUGUUCAGGCCUGUUUUUCCUGAGUCUGACCAGACACCAGCAAGAUGGUUUUCCAGGGCUGUGUCUGUGCAGCAGUGUGUUUUUGCCCCUGCACGUCCCCAGGAAGACUUCCAAGGGAAAGGAUUUAGCUGCGUGUGCUCCUGUCAGAGAGAAAGCAGAGAGAACCCCUUGUCCCAGAGUUCCCAGGCUCACAGAAACAUCCCACUCAGGCUGGCAUCUCUGCAGGGAUCCCAGAGCAUCUUAAACCUUCCUGUGGUUGGUAGGAUGACCAGGAUAGCAGAGAGCCCUGUCCAUCAGGAGGAGUUGACACUAUGAUGUCAUAGUGCUUCCUGUGACAUCAGGAAGGCACCCUGUGUUGCAUUCCCAGAAUGCUGUGGGCAGAGCUGUAAAUAUGAGAUUAGGAGCUGGAUGGGUGUCCUGCAAGGCACUGGGACUCUCUGUCCCCUUUCUACGCGUCCACUCUACCUCUGAGGGCUAAGCCUUGCACAGUCCGAGCCUGUCAGCUUAGCAGUCCUGCUGCCGUUUUUAUUUCACGUGGCCUGGAGCCUGUGCAGGGGUUUGAGUAUGGCUGCCAGAGCCUCAUUUCUCCAAGCUGCUUCUUACUGCUUCUGCUCACAUUCUCAGGAGGUACCAGCCUGAUCCUCAGAUGAGGGACUGGGUCAUUUGGGCUGUUUGCCAAUAUCCUGAUCUUAAGCACAUAGUAGGCUUGCACUUUCCCACCUGAUUUGCUUGCCCAGUAAAAUGUCAACAAAAAUGUGUCACUUCUGGGCAGAAGCCCUUUGGAGGUAGUGUGAGAUUUGCCAUACCCCCUUCCCUUUGCUGUAAGUGACCAGGGGUGUCCCAGAGGAGGGUCUGCCGGCCUGGGUCCCACAUGAGGGCAAUGUAGUGAACAGCCCUCACUCAAACAGUGAGUGCCUUGCAGUGUGACUGAGAAAUAAACCUUUGAUGUUUGAUGCUGCUGAGAUUUGGGGGCUGUUUGUUACCACAGCAUAACUUAGUUUGUCCUGACCGCUACAGCCGUGGUAGACACUGUGCCUGAGAAGUCUCAGCUGCACCCAGCAUGGACCCAGACGGAUAGUAUUUAUGGAGCAUCUGCUGGGAGGUGGGUGUUCUAUCGGGCACGGUGACGUGUUGUUGAAUUCCCAUCACUAGGGAAUGAAAUAAAUGCUAUAAGAGAUUUACCCACAUGCCCAGAAGGAGAAACAAUUCAUUCCUCAUGCAAGUGAUGUUGGACUAAACCUUGGAGAGUUUCAGUCCAUUGAUACUAACAACAGUUAGUGUUUUUCGAGUACCUACAAUGGACUGGAAGCUAAUCUGGACUUUUACUUGUUUGAACUCAUUUGAUCUUCACAAUAAUCCUAAAAGGUGAGUAUAUUAUCCCCAUUUCACAGAUGAAGAAACUGAGACACAAAAAAGUU